AUGCUUUUAAACCUGAGAUUUUCCUUUGCAUGGUUGGCCACAAUUCAGAAUGCUCUUUCCUGCUCUUCAUUCAAACUAAAUGUUUGGGCAAUGUCAUCUAUCAUUUUCUGUUCUUCUUCUUUCUUGGCUUUGAAUUUUUUGUCCAAGUAG
Molecule: messenger RNA, 150 nt
Organism: Laccaria bicolor S238N-H82
Lineage: Eukaryota; Fungi; Basidiomycota; Agaricomycetes; Agaricales; Hydnangiaceae
Exons: 2
Coding region: 1-150 (49 amino acids)
Source: RefSeq, a predicted model, not a curated record